CCGAGCAGGGAGUCCCGGAACACGAGGACGUGCCUGAGGUUUAUCCAGGCACUGGGGAGAGGAUGGAGGACUUUUUGAGGCGAGCGGCCAAGGGACAUGUAGGGGAGGGUUCUUCCAAGAGGAAGGAAGGUGGAACAGAUCCGGUCGCCGCCCCAGGUGGGAAGAGGCUUCGCCAGCAGAAGGUCACUGACGUCUACAGUGGCGAGUGGGUUGCUCGCUACAAGAAGACAUUCCUUCGCUGGCUCUAUUCCAGCGGGGUCCCCUUCAAUGCCUUCCGCAACCAGCCUUGGAAGGCAUACCAGCAGGUCCUUCUUGAGCAGCCUGGCAGUUCCCCUCGCACUGUGCUCCCCAGCCACAGCGAGAUUGCGAGUAUGCAGACGGUGGAGACCCAUUGUGAGGAGCUGGCGGAGGAGUUGGAGGAGGUGAGGCAGCCAUUCUGGAUCACUGGUGCCACCCUCCUCUCCGACGGGAGGAAAUCACGAGACGGGAGACCGAUCAUGAAUUUCCUUGCCGCCGGCUCGCGAGGGGUCAUCGUCUAUACGACGAUCAAUCGCGAGGGCGAGCUGGACGAUGAAGUGCACGUCCUUUGGAGAUGGGUGACCAUCUUCCACGAGUUUAGUUUCGGCGGCCCGCAGCGGGUCAAUGCGAUAUGCACAGACUCCGCAUCGGCGUACGUGGGGGCUGCGAGGGCAUUGGCCUCGUCGGGCAUCCCUCCUGCAAUCAGGAGGAUCACUUGGCUUCCGUGUUCCGUUCAUGUCUGCAACAAAUUGUUGUCAGACAUGGGGACGAGUUGCGACGCGUUUGUGGACGCGAUUACACGCGCUCGUGUUCUGGAGGUGUUUUUCAAAACCCACCAGGCCGCCCAUUAUUUCUUUAGGAAGCGCAGCCCCAACAAGGGGCUUGUGCUUUCUUGCGAGACGCGGUUCGCGUCUGUUUAUUCUAUGUUGGAGAGACUGUUGGCCCUGCAGGACACUGUGCAGGCGAUGAUGCGAGGGGAUGACGGGCGGGAGUUUGCUUCUAUACCGUGGUCCGCCGAUGUGUGCGACAUGGCGCGUUGGGUGCGCCGGCAGAUCAUAUGGGAGCCUUGGUGGCACACGAUGGCCACCAUAGUCCACAUCAUGCAGCCCGUCAUGGAGCUGCUUAGGCGGAUGGAUCGUGGGGGGCAGUACAUGUCCCUCAUGAUCGAGUGGAUACAGGAUCUUGUCCGCCGUGUCACUGAUGCAUGCGCUCCUUUGGGGAGGGUUUUCACUGACCGCAUCAUCAGGCGUGUGCAGGCUCGCACACAGCACAUGCUGGAGCCUGCUCACUGCGCGGGGUUCUUACUGAACCCCCGCAGGCGACAUGUUGAGUACUUUUCGGGCGAGGUAAGGGACUACCCUCGUUGGCUUGUAAGGCAAGCCAAGAGGUACAUUUUGACGCAGACGGGUUACGAGGAGGAUGGUGUGGAGUACAUCAAUGCAUGUCGGCAGUUUGAGGACUUUCACAUGCAGCAGGGCACAUUUGGGGAUUGGAGAGGGGGGGAGGGGCUUGCUCGUGGGCGUGCUUGCAGUGGCGACAGGGAGACGAUUGAGUGCGCGUCCUGGUGGUCUCAGUACGGGUCUGGCGCGCCUGAGUUGCAGCGCUGCGCUCUUCGUGUGAUGCACAUGUGGUCUUGCGCCUCUCCAGUGGAGAGGAACUGGGCAGUCCACGAGGGCAUUCACAUGAAGAAGCGCAACCAGUUGGCCUUUGAGAAGGUCGUUCAGCUCGUUGAGAUCACCGCGAAUGUGCGGUUGUCGGAGUAUCGGCGAGCUGGGUGCAGUUAUGUGCUGCCAUGGCAGCGGGACGAGGGCAUGCUAGACUGCCAGGCCGGACUGGAGUUGAAGCCAGUGCGCACGGGCACGCGCAGGGGGAUGACGCCGGAGGAGAUUGCCCGUCAGGUUGCGCUUAUCACCCAGGAUCCCAUCGGGGUCUCCGCACCACCCGCCGCUGAGGCCGUAUUCGGUAGACGUGCUUCCAUUUUCCGUCCUUACCCCAGGGAGGAUGAUUCCGACGAGGAGCCGGUACCCGAGGCAGCGGACCACCCCGCGCUCCGCAUUCCCCGUGAGAUCGACGAGACGCACCUGGAUCCCGAGGAGGACACCAGGGCACAUACUGCACGACGGGACGCUGACAGGGCGGAGAGGGAGAUGAUGGGGGGAGAGGAGGAGUUGUGGGGACCGUUCGGGGAGGUCGCUUCGACGGGCGGUACAGGAGCGCGGGCGACGAGCCCCGCUCCAACGAGGCAGGAGUCGUCCAUGCCGCCACCUUCUGCUCCGAGUCCUGCACCGCCAUCGCCCGUCGCGCCAUAUGAGCCGACCACAGCAGCAGAGCACACGGAGGAGUUGGCGUCCUCUUUGCCUCAGCGCGGACUACUCCAUAGAGGCGGGGCAGUCCGACAGCUGAGGUUACGAUCACCUUCUCCGGGGGUCUUGCAGGAGGAGGGGGGACCGUCGGCAGCAGCAGUGGAGGGGGAGAUGGCAGUGGAGGGGGGAUUGGCGGACACGACGAUUGCAGGUGUGGUGGACCAGAUAGCUGUAGCAGCAGCGGCUUCAUUGCUAGAGAAGAUGGCAGCUUCAGUGUUGGCGGAGGAGGCACCAGCGCCAGGGGGAGCAGAUGCAGUGGAGGGGCAGGCGGGAGCAAUUGGAGGAGCAGCGGGAGGAGCAGCUGGAGGAGCAGCUGCACUGGAUGGGCUUGUGGCUGCAGCAGCAGAAGCAGUUGGAGGAGCGGAUGCAGUGGAGGGGGGAAUGCCAGGAGCAGUGGAGGAGGAGAUAGGGGCACAGGCGGAGGUGUCGCGUGAGGGCGGCGACGAGCGCCUCAUGCAGCAGUUCCUCACGGAGCAGUACGAUCCGGUCAUGGCGGGUAUGACCCCAGGUGUGGCGAGGGGGUUGGGGAUGUCGGAUUCGCAGAUGGGGAGCCACCUAGACUUAGAUUUGUCGAUGGGUCUUCCACCUAGUUGCGGCGGGGCGACAUCGACGGAUCGCGCUCCAUCGAGGGACGACGUGGCUGGAGAGAGUCUCACGCAGCCUCAGAGAGUGACGACGACUGGGUAUCCGGAUGCGGCACGCGACAUCCUAGAGCGAGAGAGGGAUCGACUUAUGGCAUCGACUAACCCGCGUGCUCAGGCAUUCGCACGGGCAUUGGAGGACGCGAGGCGACGGCGGCGAGACGAGGGUGUGGGUGACGCACGAUGUGUGGUCCGGGAGACAACGACGGGUAUAGUCGUUCCGUUCUUGGGCCUGCACUUGGCUCAGGGCCGACAGUUGCAUCCGGUGCCGGUGGCAGUGCAUGGUGUGCCGCCGCCUGUUAUCACGGAUUUGGGGUCCGAGCCGGUGGUUGCGCCACCGCGUCUUCCUAGUCACUUUGCUCCGCAGGAGGUCCGCCGUCCUUUGGAUGCAGACGAGUUGGCAAGAGAGGCUGUCCGCGAUGUGACUCGCUUGGACCGGCGGGUCUUUGACCAGAGGCUACAACAUCCACCAUGGCAGGCGAUCCCUCCAGUUCCAUGGGGUCCUGCAUCGCCGGCGUGGUCUGGGUCUACCUCCACCGGAGCACGUACGGCGGGAGAUGUUCCAGGAGUUUCAGGUGGCGUCGUGGAGACGGCGCCACGUACACAAGACAUGCCACCCCCUCCUCCUAGACCACCUGUAGGUGAUCCGUCAUCGUCGCCCACAGGCAGAGGCUCUCGAUCUCCACACACGCCUGGGAGGUCUAGAAUUCGGGAUACUACAGCCAUUGUGGGAGACAUUCCACGCAAGCGCGGAGUGCCUCCUCGUCCACGCCCCGUGCCCGCAGAGGGAGGAGAUGCACUUGGAGAGACUUCGGGGGCAGAGGGGUUGGGGAUGCCUCGUGGAUCGCGCCGUGAGCAGAUGGUUACAGAGGUUAGUGCGAGGGUUGUUGUGUUGAGGAAGGCAGGAGCCCCUGUCACCAUCGAGGAGGAUGAUCCUGAAACAGAUGUGGCAGUGCGGGAGGAGGACGAGGACUAUAAGGGCGAGGAGGAGGGAGAGAAGGAGAGCGAGGGAGGUUCCGAUGGGGGAGGGACGACAUGGCCGCCAACGAAGGGGCGGGAGACGAGCCUUUCUCUUUCCGUCUCUGUCGAGGUCGCAAAGGAAGGAGAUAAUGCUUCGCCUCCUCGGGGCGUUCAGCUGCGAUGGUGGCGGCGGCAUUUCCCCGCUGAGCUAGUGCUUCUUCUCGCCAUCCUUCUUCUCCCUCGGGAAUACCGACAACCGCUGCACCAGCGGCAGCAGCCGAUCGGCGGCGUGUGCGGCGGCGCCGCCGCCGCCGCCUCCCCCGGCUGGCGCGGCAAUGCUUACACGCUUGUCGAUUUCUUGGCGGCUUAUCAAAACCCUAACGUGUCGUAUCAUGAAGUAAAGGGCAACAUCAUGCUAACUGACUCUCUCCCUCCUCUUUCCAGACCGCUGACGCUUGUGGGAAAAGGUCCCGAGCGCGACGAGUCGCCUGUCAUCGAUGGAGCGGGCAAGUUUAAAGGUAUCGUCACCGACUCGAACAUUACGCUAAUUAACCUCAAGUUCCGCGCUUUCCGGUCGAAUACCAGCGGCGCCGCACUGUCUGCCACGGGUGAUUCCGUCUUCAUCGAUCGCUGCGUCUUUCGGGGCAACCUUGCGCUCAAUGGGACGAUGGGCGGCGCGAGCGGCGCAGCCAUCAACAUGGAGAAUACCAUCUUCUCGAUCAACAACACGCUCUUCAUCGACAAUCACGCGCAGGUGAAUGGGGGGGCAAUUCGCGCGGGCGCGGUCGGCGGCGGCGGCGGAGAGAUUAGCCGGUGCGUGUUCGAGGACAACGAUGCAGAGGAGAACGGCGGAGCUGCGCACUUCAGAGAUCAGACAGCAGUCUUUGUGCAUGGCUGUAAGUUCAUCAAGAAUCUGGCCGCGCAACAAGCCGGCGCGCUCUUUUUCACCGGCGGACUGAGCGUCAUUUCUCAGUGCGAGUUUAUCCAGAACAGGGCGGAAGGUGGGGUCGGCGGAGCCGUGCGCUUCUACGGGGAAGACAAGGCGCUGUUCAGCUUGUGCGGCAAGAACCUGUUCGUUCAUAACGUUGCAAAUACGGUGACAUCGAACAACAUCUAUAUCCGAGUAGCAGGGGGAAACGUGACUGAACCUAACGUUCACUUCUGUGGGCGGAUACCCCCGGAGACGUUUGUAGACGCUCUUCCUGAAGAAACAAUCCAGUCAUGUGAAUACUGCUGACGAAUCCCGUAGUCGAACGACGAUGCAUCUGACCGUAAUUACGACUAGAAUGCUCUGUUACGAAUUUCCUAGUACGACUUUUGUGAUUUUCUAACGCUCCUCGUGUCCAUCUGCCUUUAGUUCAAUCCAGUUGCCGAUUUGCUUGUCUAUCCAUAUACCUACCUAUAUGUAUCUAUAAUAUAAAUCUAUGUGUGCCUAUCUAUCUAUCUACCUAUCUAUCUAUCUAUAUCUCUAGCUGUUGUUCAUUUUCUUCCUCUUAUACCAUCUAUGGAAUCAGAUCUUUCUAUGUCAAUAUAUGCUCUCUCUCUCUCUCUCUCUCUCUCUCUCUCUCUCUCUCUCGGUAUUCUUCUCUUUAUUCCAUGAUCCAGGUACGCUACUCAGCUUCCUACUUAUCUUUGUACCUCUCUCUCUCUCUCUCUCUCUGUCUCUCUCUCUCAGCUUGCUACUUAACUUUGUACAGGCAAUCCAUCUGUUGGCAGUGAGCUGUCUGUCGGUUAUGUACAAUGAGUCGAUCUGUUGAUCUGUCUGUCGUUUUUGUAUGAUGCAAUCGAUCUGUUCAUCGGUCUGUCGGUAAAUAUGUUCAAGGAGUCGAUCUGUUGAUCUGUGUGGCCGCUCGUGGCUGACUGUCGACCUGUAAUCCAUCUACGUAAUAUCUCUCUUAUCUACUUACUCGUAUUUCCGAGCUUACUCACACUAGCACAAUCUUACUGUAAAUGUAUCUGACCGUAAUUAUGGCACUAGGAUGCAUUUGACCGUAAUUACGUCUCGAAAGAAGGGAAAAGGUCUUAGUGUGAGUAUAUGCCCUAAAUUAGAACGUCAUCUUCUGUACUAUCCUGCUCCAUCCGUCCACCAAGUUCAUCCUACUCGUCUUCUCCUCCCCCCCCCCCCCCCCCCCCCCCCCCCCCCUCCUCCCUCCGCAAUUGUCAACCGGCUGUCGGAUUACCCUGUUUUCCCCCGAAUACAACGCACCGUCAUUGCAUCUAGUCUCAAAGUUGCCCUGAAUACAGCUAUAAUAACUCCACGUUGUAUUCGGGUUAAGACGGGCUAUCGUAAGCAAACACGGUCAUGCUGAAAUUAGAUCGUCGCUUCUCCGUCUUUCCGUACAUCCGUUAAACAAAAUUGGAACGAUACCAGAGAGAGAAGAUUAAGCAUGGCACAUGCACAAGGAUGACACGCAUCAAUCGAGAAAUGGUCCAAUUAAAAAAAAAAACGAAAAAGAAAGAAAGAACGUCUCUACUUCAAAUGCUACUACGGUAUCCCUGUUUUUUUUUUUUUUUGUUGUCUGCAUGUCGCACGAUGGACCACGGAUCAGAAAACUGAUCAGAACAGAUACUACACUUGACCAUCUCAGCCUAACUGCGUUGUUAACUGAAGGCCGAGAAAGGUAGAUCCUUGAUGUGUUGUUGGAUCUAAACGAGCAAAGGGUAGUUAAAUCAAGGACUAAGAAAGGU
Molecule: messenger RNA, 6670 nt
Organism: Chara braunii
Lineage: Eukaryota; Viridiplantae; Streptophyta; Charophyceae; Charales; Characeae
Source: the annotation of a GenBank genome assembly